AUGAUUAUCGCGAAAGCUGAGGCGCAGUCGGUUUCGCCACGCUUUCAGCCACCACAGCAUUUCUCAACCAUCCUUUUCGUCCUUUUCGUCCUUCCCAACGUCUUUCGCAUCCCACAACGCACAUUUUUCGUCACACAGCUCCCAGCCAACAUCCUGGAGGCCUUCAUUCCCGGUUACUCUAUCAUCUCAAAAUUCUUGCUAGAUUCUUUGGGCUUCGACAUCACCUUACUCGUCUCUGUGUGCUUCCUCAUAUUCGGAUUGGCUACAUCCCUCAAAUUUGCUUGGAAACACACUUCCGAACAGUUCAAUGAGUACUUCAUGAGCUACAUCAGGAUCGAUUCCGACGACGACAUUUACGACCACGUUAUGGAAUGGAUUAGGGUUCAGAAUGUCUCAAAAAACUCCCGCAAGCUGAUGGCCAAGACCGGACGGGAAAAUGCUUGGGAUCUGGUCGACGGCGACAUGGGAGUGCCUGAGCUCGACCCCAGCAAACUCGUGAACUUCAGCAAUUGGGAUGCCAAAGUUCCCCCAAGGUUUCAGCCCUCAUUUGGAAUUCACCGUUUCUUCCACAACGGAAGGUUGUUCCAGCUGACGCGUGAGAACAAACACGUGAUGCGCGAUGGUUGGGGAGGGAGUUCGCUGCGAGACGAAGAGAACAUCACGUUGACUUGUGUCGGGCGCUCGACGAAGCCAAUCAAAGAUCUCAUCAAAGUAGCCCGGGACCAUUACUUGGACAAGGAAAAGUCCUGUACUGUUGUCCGUAGGCCGUGUCCCAAGGAACAGAGGGGCAGAGGUCGUACACUAUGGAUGAAGGUUGCUACUCGACCUUCCAGACCGAUUGAGACCGUGGUAUUGGAUCAUGAGCAGAAGAACCGGGUGCUUGUCGACAUCAAUGAAUAUUUACAUCCAUCUACGCCUCGAUGGUAUGCUAACCGAGGCAUUCCAUACAGGCGAGGCUACUUAUUCCACGGUCCCCCAGGGACUGGUAAGUCCAGCCUUGCCUGGGCCAUUGCAGGGGUCUUUGGCCUAGACAUCUACUGCAUCUCCCUCGUGGAUCCCACACUGACGGAAGAGGACCUUGGCAUGAUGUUUACUAGCUUACCACGAAGAUGUGUCGUUCUCCUGGAAGACAUUGACAGCGCCGGUCUAAGCAAGCGUCAAGAGGAGGAGAAAGUCGAGAAGCUCAAGCCAGAAGACGAAGCCGCCGCCAAGAUUGGCGCCGAAAUUACCAGAGCCAUCAAAUCUGUACAGAAAGAUGGAAAGAACAACAAGGAGAAUCAAGGCAUCUCUCUCUCGGGACUGCUGAACGCCAUCGAUGGAGUCGCCUCUCACGAAGGCAGAGUUCUCCUCAUGACGACAAACUUUCCGGACAAGCUCGACGAAGCCCUCAUUCGCCCUGGUCGAGUGGACAUGAAGGUCAAGUUCACGAAUGCUACUCGAUCCCAAAUCUGCGAGCUCUUCACUCGCAUGUAUACUCCCGAUACGCCUGCCAGCCUGGCCCCGGAGCAGAUCAGGCUCGGUCCUGUACCUAGGGCAAACGGAACUCUUCACCAAGCUACCCUUAAUGGUAGUCUUCUGCAGCCAAAAUCCGCAAAGAUCGAAGACGUCAUGACGCCUCCAGAAAGCCCUAAACAAGCCAAUACACCCACAACGACAUUCUCGCCCUCAAGUAUUGAAGAGAUUGCAGUUCAGUUCGCGGACCGCCUGCCAGAAGGCAAAUUCACGCCUGCUGAGGUCCAAGGCUUCCUUUUGACCAGAAAGAAGGAACCUAUGAACGCCCUGGAGGAGGUCGAGGCUUGGAGGGAUGGAGUGCUGGAGGCUAGGGAAAGGAAGAGCAUGAGCAAGAAGGAGCACCAACACGUCCCCAACCACAAGAUGUCUUCAAUCAUGACCAUUCUCUCCUUCUCGGCCCUCGCCCUUUUCGCCUCCACAGCCCAGGGUCACAUGGUCAUGGCCACGCCUCCGCCAUACGGCAGUCCCGACAAUAGUCCCCUCAAUGCCGAUGGUUCAAACUUCCCGUGCAAAGCCACGAGCAACUCUGGUGGAACAGUCACCAGUAUGGCUAUCGGUGCCUCACAGAAGCUCUCUUUCUUGGGUGAGUCAGUCCAUGGUGGUGGUUCGUGUCAAGUUUCUCUUACCACGGACACGCCUGCAACGAAGAGCUCUAAGUGGAUGGUUAUCCAUUCAAUCGAAGGAGGUUGUCCGGCUAGAAAUCAGGCGGGUAAUAUUGGAGCAGAUAGUUCCGCCUCCGCUCCUGACCCGGACACAUACGAUUUUUCUAUUCCUGCAGGUAUUACUCCUGGCGCCUACACCCUUGCAUGGACUUGGUUCAACAAGGUGGGUAAUCGUGAGAUGUACAUGAAUUGUGCCUCCAUCAAGGUCACUGGGGCUUCAAGCAAGAGAGAGACUUCUCUCAACGAGACGGAGGAGUACGCAAUUCCCGAGCUUGCCGGACGUGCAACGGCUUCAUUCCCUGACAUGUUCGUCGCAAACAUCCCGGUCACGGACUGCACGACGGCCGAAGCAACAGAUGUGAAAUUUCCAUCUCCUGGUUCGUCGGUCGAAAUGGCCAGCGCCAAUAAGGCCGACGUCUUGACUCCUCCGACUGGGCCCAAGUGUGGAGCAUCUGGCAGCUCGUCAAGCGCUUCCUCAGACACUCAAGCUUCCAAUGCGGGUAGCUCUGGAGCUUCAGGCGCCGCUGCACCUGCAUCAUCUCCAGCAGCCUCUGCACCUGCCGCAGCACCCUCGAUGUCUGCUGCUGCUCCCGCUGUCGCUGCCUCUCCCUCCGUGGCUGCUGCUGCUCCCUCUGUUGCCGCCUCUCCCUCCGUGGCUGCCGUUGCUCCCUCCGCCGCCGCACCCGCUUCCCCAUCUUCCGCCGCCGGUUCAGCUCCUGCAGCUGUUGGCAGCUCAUCUGGCUCGAGCGCUGCACCAGCUUCUGCCUCGGGCACGGCAUCGACUGGCUCCUCUACCGGCUCUUGCGCCACUCCUGGCCAGUCAGUCUGCUCGCCCGACGGAUUACAGAUCGGGACGUGCACGACACAAUCUACAGUAACCUGGAUACCUGUGGCGGCUGGUACAAAGUGCGUUGGCGGGUACAUGGUCGCCGCAAAGGGCAAGCGUAGCGCCAAAUUUUUGAGCGGCUACUUCUUCUGA
This is a messenger RNA of Letharia columbiana, 3153 nucleotides long. RefSeq lists its product as uncharacterized. Gene Ontology annotation, molecular function: ATP binding; ATP hydrolysis activity. The coding region runs from base 1 to 3153 and encodes 1050 amino acids. NCBI's taxonomy places the organism in Eukaryota, Fungi, Ascomycota, Lecanoromycetes, Lecanorales, Parmeliaceae. The record is from RefSeq and is a predicted model, not a curated record. The transcript has 3 exons.